AUGUCAAGUAGUGAAGAGGAUGAUGGUUAUGUGCCAUUUUCAAAAAGACCAGAAUGGAGUGAUGUAAAACCUUUGGCACAAGAUGAUGGACCACAUCCAAUUUGCCCAAUUUUAUAUUCAGAAGUUUUUAAGGAUAAAAUGAAUUAUUUUAGAGCAAUAUUAAAAUCUAAAGAGAAAUCACUUAGAGUAUUAGAUUUAUUAGAGGAAGUUAUUCAAGAGAAUCCAUCAAAUUAUACCAUAUGGUAUUAUAGAAGGGAAGUAUUGAAAGCCAUUGAACAAGAUGAAACUAUUGAAUAUGAUAUUCAACAAGAGAUGAACUUAUUGAAUGAUAUGGGAGAAACAGAUCCAAAGAAUUAUCAAAUUUGGAAUCAUAGACGUUUUAUAGUUGAAAAAUAUAUUGGUAGUGAUAAUAAAGAGAAAGAAUUCCUCAGUGGUGUAUUAUUGGAGGAUGCUAAAAACUAUCAUGCAUGGUCACAUAGACAAUGGUUAUUAAAAACCUAUCGUGAUUGGAAUGGUGAAUUGGCAAUGGUCGAUAAAUUAUUAUCGUUGGAUCAUCGUAAUAAUUCAGUUUGGAAUCACCGUUUUUUCGUCAUUUCAAAUUUAAAUCCAUCUCCUUUCCCUUUGUCUUUGAUCGAACGUGAAGUUGAAUUUGCUUUCAAUCAUAUACGUCAUAGUCCAAAUAAUGAAUCACCUUGGAGUUAUCUUAAAGGUUUAUUCAAAGGUCAAAAGAUUUCCACUAUUUAUCCUUCCCUUUUGGAUAUACUAUUGGAAAUGAAAUCAAAGUAUAUUGGUUGUUCUCAUGUUAACUCUAUCAUUUUAGAUAUUUAUCAAGAACAAAAUACUAAAAUUUCUUUAGAAAAUUCUUUAAAUAUUUGUAAAUUAUUAUCAGAAACAAUUGAUCCAAUUCAUAAAAAUUAUUGGAAUUUUAAAUAUAAUACAAUUUCAGAUCAAUUGAAAUUAAUUAAUUAA
Dictyostelium discoideum AX4 is the source of this 969-nucleotide messenger RNA. It is a transcript of the gene fntA, whose product is annotated as protein prenyltransferase alpha subunit. The record is from RefSeq and is a predicted model, not a curated record. Gene Ontology annotation, molecular function: CAAX-protein geranylgeranyltransferase activity; protein farnesyltransferase activity; protein prenyltransferase activity. Bases 1 to 969 code for a protein of 322 amino acids. The transcript is spliced from 3 exons. NCBI's taxonomy places the organism in Eukaryota, Evosea, Eumycetozoa, Dictyosteliales, Dictyosteliaceae.